This is a messenger RNA of Clunio marinus, 222 nucleotides long. The record is from the annotation of a GenBank genome assembly. NCBI's taxonomy places the organism in Eukaryota, Metazoa, Arthropoda, Insecta, Diptera, Chironomidae.
AUGAAAGUCAAGAACAUUUCGUGUUGCAUUGACGUCAAAGAUGAGCUAAGUCCACUUAUUCAAAAAAAAAGUGGAAAAAAGCAGUUCAGUGGCAAAUCCAAGUACCAUUGGAUAACGUUGGGGAGAUUGCAGUUAUUCAUGUGCCGAAAAAAAAGUAUUAUUUAUAUGCUUGAGGAUGAGCCGGGCGGGCGUGUUAAGCAAAAUGGAAAAUAUAUGAAAUAA